UAAUUAUUACAUAAUAAUAAUAUAUAAUAAUCGAAACCAUGUAACUAUUUAAACAAUAAUGUAUCUCUAAACUUUAUGUGGCUACUAUACCACGUGAAUAUAAAAUAAUUUUAAUAUAAAAUUUUAUCUGCAGAAUUGAAACUCGUAGAAAUAGAAUAAAAAAUAUAACAAAAAAGGUACCGGUCUUCGAACAACUUCAAUAAUUGACAAAUUAUUUUAAUAUUCGAUUUCAAUGAAUCUACGUUGCAUUAAUAACGUACAUAAAUAGAAUAAAAGUAAUCUCUUGAAAGGUUAAGAGAUAAUAUAUUUCGUUUCUAUAUAUUUUGUUUCUAUUAAAAAUAAAUUCUUCGUUCAGUGGUCUUUAAUAGUUAACAUAGUUAGAACAUAUAUCGUCUACAGUAUUGACAUUGUCGAGCCUCUGUUACCCGAAAGUUUUAUAAGUUUUCUAUGCAUUUGGUCUUUGUUUAUAUUUGCUUAUUAUCUUUACGUAGUAGGUUAAUGCUUGUCUUCGCAUCCUUCUAAUUUUAGUAUACGUACUGCAAAUAUCUGAUUAUAUUUAUCUAUGCUGUAUAUAUGUAUGUGUUCUGUCGGAACAAAUACUUGUUUAUAUUUAUAUGAACUGAAAGUUGUUAAAACGAUUUGCUAAUUACGAAUUUGCAUUCGUUUAUAACCUAUCAUCAUGUCUACAAUAUCUAAUAGUAUUAUUUUAUUGUUUACAAUGAGUAUAUUUUGCACGUUUAUACAAAUAAACAUUACUGCAGAUAAUUCGUCUACACCAAUUGUUAUAUGGCAUGGUAUGGGUGAUAGUUGUUUUGGGUAUGGUAUUGAUUAUAUAAAACACUUAUUAAGGAAAAGUAUACCUGGAGUUUAUAUCAAAUGUGUUCAUAAAGGAAUUAAUGAAUUGCAGGAUAUACAAAAUAGUUAUUUUGGUAAUAUUAAUGAUGAUGUGAAACAAGUAUGUGAAGAAAUAGAAAUGGAUACAAAUUUAAAAAAUGGUUACAAUGCAAUUGGUUUGUCACAAGGUGCACAAUUUCUACGUGCUGUAGCCGAAAGAUGUUCAACUCCACCAAUGUUAAAUCUUAUAUCCCUUGGUGGUCAACAUCAAGGUGUUUAUGGAUUACCACGAUGUAUUGCUGUAGAUCAUAUUAUAUGCGAGUAUAUUAGAGAAGCACUUACUUAUGGAGCAUAUUCCAACUUUGUCCAAGAAAAAUUAAUCCAAGCAGGAUAUUGGCAUGAUCCUGUGAAAGUAGAUGAGUAUAAAAGAUACAGUCUUUUUCUAGCAGACAUUAAUAAUGAAUUAAAUAUAAAUGAGACAUAUAGAAAUAAUCUUAAAAACUUAAAAUCUUUAGUUUUGGUAAAGUUUGAAAAUGAUACUAUGGUGCAGCCUAAAGAAUCAGAAUGGUUUGGAUUUUAUAAACCUGGUCAAAACAAAGAAAUAGAAAGUUUGCAGGAAUCUAGUUUAUACAAAGAGGAUCGUCUGGGAUUAAGAGAAAUGGAUAAUUUAAAUAAAAUAUAUUUUCUUUCUGUUAAGGGCAAUCAUUUAAAAUUUACAAAUGAAUGGUUCAUGAAAAACAUUGUGGACAAAUUUCUUAAAUAAAAAUAAUAGGAAUAAUAAUUAUAAAAAUAAUGUUUAUAUCUUGAUGAAGUAAUGUUAUAGCAUUUAAUGAUGUGAUAUAAGUAUAUAUUAAUGCAAUAAUGAAAUAUUCGUUAUUACUAUUGACAAAUGUAAUAAAUUUGUAAAUAUAAAAUUAUUUUACUUUUU
Messenger RNA from Vespa velutina, 1762 nucleotides. It is a transcript of the gene Ppt1, whose product is annotated as palmitoyl-protein thioesterase 1. NCBI's taxonomy places the organism in Eukaryota, Metazoa, Arthropoda, Insecta, Hymenoptera, Vespidae. Gene Ontology annotation, biological process: protein depalmitoylation; receptor-mediated endocytosis. Bases 680 to 1597 code for a protein of 305 amino acids. The record is from RefSeq and is a predicted model, not a curated record. Gene Ontology annotation, cellular component: lysosome. The transcript is spliced from 8 exons. Gene Ontology annotation, molecular function: palmitoyl-(protein) hydrolase activity.